AUGCCCUCAACACUUGCAAAAUCGAACCACGACCUGGGCGUCCAGGUCGAACGCUCCAACUACCUCCCCGGAGAUACCGUCGUUGGGACCGUCCAUCGGAGGAAUGCCAUGGUCUGCCCUGAAGCCACCGUCCAUGUCGUGCUCCAUGGCCGGACCAAAUCCAAAAUGGUCGUGAGAAGGAACAACAAUAGCCACACCUACCGCGGGCGCUUCACCCUUCUCAAUUCAGGUCAGAAGGUGUUCCAGGGGCCGGUGCAUAUCCCCGAAGGCGUUGGUGAGCCACAGCAAUGGGGGUUCGCCCUCACAAUUCCCACAAACAUCGAUGCGCGUCUGUUUCCGCAGCAGUAUGACGCAGCCGAGUCAUAUAUCCCCAUUGAUCCUGCAUCGGUCGGCCAGAUGGCCCUUCCCGCUUCUUUUAGCUCUGGAUAUGGCCGAAGAGAGGCUUUCGUCGAGUACUACAUCGAGGCUACCAUCCGAUACCAGCGAAAAGGCUCUUGGCACACGGAAACCGCCGUGGUGCCAAUUCAUGUCACGCCCCUCAACCCCAAUCCUCCUGUUGCUGAUUUCAACCCACUCGGCCGUAGGAUUCAACAAUCUGUCUCCACUCAGCGCCUGGUCCCGGGCAUGGAGAAUGCGGAACUAUCUAAGAAGGAGAAGAUGAAGAAGUUUUUUGGGAGCUCUUCGGUACCGAGGUUCGCGUUCAAUCUAGAGGUCAGCGCGCCAAGGUUACUCCAGAUCAGCAACUCUCCCAUACCCUUCCCCAUGCGUAUCGUGCCUAUGUGGUCGGCCACAACUGAACUUAUCCGAGAUGUGCCCCAAAAGGCGAGGCUCGUAACCUUCAGAGUUACGUUGGAGGCGCACUGCAACAUUAGAUGCGAAGGUGUCUUCCGCCCCCACGAAGCACACUGGGAGGACGAAUUGGAUUUACAGAGCGAAGGGUUUGGAGGCCGUCCGCUGUCAGUUGAAAUCCCCUGCGCGAUAGGCAAUACUCCGCCGGUAGAUGUCGGCAGCGUGAUUCGACUUCGUCUUCCAGCCAGAGUAUCACCAGGAUUCACCACAUUUAACGUCCGAGUUAGCCAUCGGUUGUCUUGGAAGGCCCAAUUAGAGAUAGCCGGGGAGAGCUUCACCGUCCGCGGAACUCAAGAGGUGGUCGUGAUCCCAGCCAGCAGCGCCGGAUCCAAUGGGCAGGUGGAUGGCGAAACGGCACAGUCAUGGAUUGUGCCGCCGGAUGAGAUUGCGCCUCCUCCAAGCUUCGCUGAGGCGCAGAGGGAAGAUAGCAAGCAGGCAGCAUCUGAUAAAGGAGCUUCUGAAAUCGCGGCUUCGAGUAAGGCUGAUAUUGCUGCUAUUGAAAAACUAAAUUUGAAUGACGCAGCACCCUCGGACGGAAAGUUGUAG
Clonostachys byssicola is the source of this 1395-nucleotide messenger RNA. Lineage: Eukaryota; Fungi; Ascomycota; Sordariomycetes; Hypocreales; Bionectriaceae. The record is from the annotation of a GenBank genome assembly.